This is a messenger RNA of Sesamum indicum (sesame), 318 nucleotides long. Lineage: Eukaryota; Viridiplantae; Streptophyta; Magnoliopsida; Lamiales; Pedaliaceae. The record is from RefSeq and is a predicted model, not a curated record.
AUGGAAGGACUCAUUCCAAUGGUAUACAAAUCAAUCAAGAAAACCACAACUCGACGACGGUACGAAUGUCUCUCUGCCGGUGCAACACAAACUCAAGAUUUCUGCACAAAUGAUGAUGAUGAUGAUCAAUACAGUUUCAGCAAAAACAAGUACUUCAUGACGGAGGGCGGUAGAGUUCCGGGAUCCGGUGGGGCGCAUCACCGUCGUUGGUACUCGGUCGAUGUCCGGAGUUUUGGCCCGGAGGAUGGUGCCUGUAAGCCUAAGCAACUUGUGAGGUUUAGGAGCCAAAGAUUGUUCUCAUGUGUCAGUGGUGCAUGA